CUCUUCUGCUUUGCGUUCACUCCUCCCCUGCGUGUGUGAGUGUGCGGGUGGUGUAGCAGCAGCUUAGCUUUGUAGAGUGAGAUGGCUAUCCGAUGGCAAUGCUGAGAAUGGAACAGCAUAGCAAUGGCAAUCACAGCUCGAGCCAACAGUCAGUGAAACCAGUCUUUCAUGACUUUAUGGGCAUGAAGCCCACUGAUUCGCCACUUGUUGCGGCCCCCAAAACCGCUGAUACGAGGCCGGCGGAGGCGUCGCCGUCGUCGGCGUCAGUCUCUGUUGGCGCCCCUUCGGGUGUUGCCCGUGGCCCCCUCUCAACCACCUCUGAUACCGCUUCUGACAGACAGUUAGGAAAUCACCUCGAGGGAGUCCCAUUCUAUAGCUCAAGGAGUGAUCUUUCUGGCACUGAGAUUAGUAACAGAAUAGUAGGAAACAAGAGAAGUAACUCUGAUUCCAGUUUUAUGAGUUACUCCAGAGAUGCCUUCCAAAUGGUUCCUGACUCUCUUCAAAAUUUGCAUUUAAUGAAGUCAAGGAAGCCGACUUCUGCUUCUCACAUAUAUCAGCCUUCCAUGGGCGCUAAGACUGACGUCAAUAAAUGGGAGCGGUCUAUUCUCAUGAAUACUGGUUCUUCCAUGCAACAUCCACCACAUGGCGGUCAAUUAGCAUCCUUUGUGCACCAGAUACCUUCUAACAAGAGCAGGGAUGCUAAUGCUGGUCCUUCAUUUAUUUCUCAUUCCGCUGCUGAUGAAGGAUCUAGAACAGGAAUCAAGGGCCCUGGGAUCUUGAGUUCCAUGAACACUACCACCGCUGCUUAUGAGAAAUCUCUGUCUGCACUUGGCGGAAGCAGGCCAAAGCCAUUGACCGGUAUAAUAGACCCAGAAUCUUCCAUGCCUCCAAGUCAACAGGGUUUAGCAUCUGCCAGCUGCCAGAUGACUAUUUUUUAUGGGGGUCAAGCUCACGUUUUUGAUAAUGUCCACCCCAAUAAGGCAGAAAUUAUAAUGGCUUUAGCUGGGUCAAAUGGUGGGUGUUGUUCCACAACAUACUCCCAAAAACCUGCCGUGAAGCUCCCUAAUCACAGCCACGUGCCGUGUGGAGAUAGUGAGACUGGUAUGGUGAGCAAGAUUACACCCCCGCAGGCGCCUCAAGGGGGAUCAUCUUUCGCAGGCACUUCUAAUCUUGCCAUCAAACCUGGCAAUCGAAUGUCUACUCAAGCAGGGGCACAUCAGGGGAGGAUUGUUGCCAAUGAAGACGUCAGGAAUUCAAUUAAAGCAUCAGAUCCCAGUUAUGAGGGCAAAAGGACGCGAUCACAUUGAAUCUCAGCCUCUAUUCUGAGCUGUAGUCGGUUCCCGUUGAUUAUAGGCCUUGAGGAGAACAGAGAUUGCCCUUAUUCUGAAUGCUGUCUGAUUUUGUUCUGCUCGACUCUAUUGUUGGUUUAGUCUUUCUAUUGUUAGUAGUAUAUGGCGGGCCAAUGAUAGAUUAAACAGGCUUGACAGCCACAUCAGAUUCACUCUCAGAUAAACUUAUGAAGUUGAUGGUAUCUAAUUGUUGAUAUCCUUUGCCAUUUUGCCAUGUCAAUAUAGAAUAUAAAAUGUGUAUUAA
This is a messenger RNA of Neltuma alba, 1593 nucleotides long. RefSeq names its product protein TIFY 8-like. Lineage: Eukaryota; Viridiplantae; Streptophyta; Magnoliopsida; Fabales; Fabaceae. Gene Ontology annotation, cellular component: nucleus. The coding region runs from base 93 to 1307 and encodes 404 amino acids. The record is from RefSeq and is a predicted model, not a curated record. The transcript is spliced from 6 exons. Gene Ontology annotation, biological process: regulation of defense response; response to wounding; regulation of jasmonic acid mediated signaling pathway.